Messenger RNA from Pipistrellus kuhlii (Kuhl's pipistrelle), 2710 nucleotides. It is a transcript of the gene POMGNT1, whose product is annotated as protein O-linked mannose N-acetylglucosaminyltransferase 1 (beta 1,2-). NCBI's taxonomy places the organism in Eukaryota, Metazoa, Chordata, Mammalia, Chiroptera, Vespertilionidae. Gene Ontology annotation, cellular component: Golgi membrane. Bases 156 to 2138 code for a protein of 660 amino acids. Gene Ontology annotation, biological process: protein O-linked glycosylation via N-acetylgalactosamine. Gene Ontology annotation, molecular function: beta-1,3-galactosyl-O-glycosyl-glycoprotein beta-1,3-N-acetylglucosaminyltransferase activity. The transcript is spliced from 22 exons. The record is from RefSeq and is a predicted model, not a curated record.
GGCCGGGGGCGGGGCCUCGGCGGCAUGGAGGAGGCGGAGGCCGCGGCGGGCCGGGCGGAGCGGGGCCGGCCCGAGAGGGCCCCGCGCGGGGCCCAGGGCCCCUGAACCUUCCCUGAAGGCAUGGGUUCAGGACGGCGGUGACCCUCCCAUCCGGCAUGGACGACUGGAAGGCCAGCCCCCUCGCCAAGCCCUUCGGGGCUCGCAAGAAGAGGAGCUGGUACCUUACCUGGAAGUACAAACUGACCAACCAGCGGGCCCUGCGGAGAUUCUGUCAGACAGGGGCUGUGCUUUUCCUGCUGGUGACUGUCAUCGUCAACAUCAAGUUGAUCCUGGACACACGACGGGCCAUCAGCGAGGCCAAUGAAGACUUGGAGCCAGAGCAAGACUAUGAUGAGGCCCUGGGCCGGUUGGAGCCCCCACGACGCAGGGGCGGCGGCCCCCGGAGGGUCCUGGACGUGGAGGUGUAUUCCAGCCGCAGCAAAGUGUAUGUGGCCGUGGACGGCACUACGGUCCUGGAGGAUGAGGCCCGGGAGCAGGGCCGGGGCAUCCAUGUCAUCGUCCUCAACCAGGCCACGGGCCACGUGAUGGCAAAGCGGGUAUUUGACACCUACUCACCUCAUGAGGAUGAGGCCAUGGUUCUGUUCCUCAACAUGGUGGCACCCGGCCGAGUGCUCAUCUGCACCGUCAAGGACGAGGGCUCCUUCCACCUCAAGGACACGGCCAAGGCUCUGCUGAGGAGCCUCGGCAGCCAGGCCGGCCCUGCCCUGGGCUGGAGGGACACCUGGGCCUUCGUGGGACGCAAAGGAGGUCCCGUCCUCGGGGAGAAGCACUCUAAGUCACCCGCCCUUUCGUCCUGGGGGGACCCAGUCCUACUGAAGACAGACGUGCCGCUGAGCUCCGCAGAAGAGGCAGAGUGCCACUGGGCGGACACGGAGCUGAACCGGCGCCGCCGGCGCUUCUGCAGCAAAGUCGAGGGCUACGGGAGCGUGUGCAGCUGCAAGGACCCCACCCCCAUCGAGUUCAGCCCGGACCCACUCCCAGACAACAAGGUCCUCAAUGUUCCUGUGGCUGUCAUUGCGGGGAACCGGCCCAAUUACCUGUACAGGAUGCUGCGCUCUCUGCUCUCAGCCCAGGGCGUGUCUCCCCAGAUGAUAACUGUGUUCAUUGACGGCUAUUACGAGGAGCCAAUGGACGUCGUGGCGCUGUUCGGUUUGAGGGGCAUCCAGCACACCCCCAUCAGCAUCAAGAACGCCCGCGUGUCUCAGCACUACAAGGCCAGCCUCACUGCCACGUUCAACCUGUUCCCGGAAGCCAAGUUUGCUGUGGUUUUGGAGGAAGACCUGGACAUUGCGGUGGACUUUUUCAGUUUCCUGAGCCAGUCCAUCCACCUGCUGGAGGAGGAUGACAGCCUGUACUGUAUCUCUGCCUGGAACGACCAGGGGUACGAACACACGGCGGAGGACCCGGCAUUGCUGUACCGCGUGGAGACCAUGCCUGGGCUAGGCUGGGUGCUGAGGAGGUCUUUGUACAAGGAGGAGCUUGAGCCCAAGUGGCCCACGCCAGAAAAGCUCUGGGACUGGGACAUGUGGAUGCGGAUGCCUGAACAGCGCCGAGGCCGGGAGUGCAUCAUUCCUGACGUUUCCCGAUCCUACCACUUCGGCAUCGUGGGCCUCAACAUGAAUGGCUACUUCCAUGAGGCCUACUUCAAGAAGCACAAAUUCAACACGGUGCCAGGCGUCCAGCUCAGGAACGUGGACAGUCUGAAGAAGGACGCUUAUGAAGUGGAAGUCCACCGGCUGCUUAGUGAAGCCGAGGUGUUGGACCACAGCAAGAACCCGUGUGAAGACUCUUUCCUGCCGGACACCGAGGGCCACACCUACGUGGCCUUUAUCCGAAUGGAGAAAGACGAUGACUUCACCACCUGGACUCAGCUUGCCAAGUGCCUCCGUAUCUGGGACCUGGAUGUGCGUGGGAACCACCGGGGCCUGUGGAGGCUGUUUCGGAAGAAGAACCACUUUCUGGUCGUGGGGGUCCCAGCCUCCCCUUACUCGGUGAAGAAGCCACCGUCAAUCACCCCAAUCUUCCUGGAGCCGCCCCCAAAGGAGGAGGGAGCCCCAGGCGCUGCAGAACAGACAUGACACCUCCUCCAGGACCCUGCAGGGCUGGGUACUGUGUACCCCCAGGCAGGCUCGCCCUUCACCCCAUCAUGUAGGAUUUUGUAGACACUGGCAGGGGUUGGGGCUGGCUUGUUUUUAACAUGAGACUUAAUCACUAACUUCAAGGGGAGGAUUCCCCUGUCCCAGCGCCCCUGUGUCUGAGUUGGAGGUCUAUUUAUUUACUUCCUUGUUGGGAAAGGGCAGGACAGUGGCUGGGAUCCCCCCCGAGCAGCUGAUCCUGCCCUUUUAUACUCCCUCCUCCCAGGCCUGGCUCAGAAUUUAACCUAUUUAUUUACUGUCCUGAGGGCCUUCGAAACUGGGUGAAGCCGGAAGGACCUGGAUUCUUUUAUGGACUGGGGUGCUGCCCUGAGGGUGUGGCUGGCUCUCAGGAAACUGCUGAGCCCAGCUCCCAGACAGAGCCAGCAGGGGCUGCCCGCUGAUGCAGACACUCAGAGACCCUCACCCUGACCCAGGCCUCCUCUUCUCAGCCUCAUCUUUGUCCAGGUUUCCAAAGCUGGAUAAGAUGGUCAUUGAUUAAAAAAUGAGAAAAUCUC